AAUAAUGAAAAAAAGAGAGAGGAAGAAAACCCAGAAUCCUAAUCUCCUCCCCAGCCAUUCACCCCAAAUCUCAUCUUAUCCACUCCCCCCCUUGUUCCUUACCUUCACAAAAAACACCAAUCUCCCCCUCGCUAACUCCCAGAUUCUUAACCAAGCAGCAGAAUCAGAGAAACAUAGAAAAAGCAUCAUCUGCUUCUUCCUCACAAAAAUGGCAGUCAUAUCUCCUCCAACUUUCUCGGCAGCCGCCAUCUCCACCUCCGCACUUAACUCCACCAUGAAAAAGAAGGCCGGCGUUACAUUCAUACAAGGACUGAACUCCUACGGCGGCCUCAAAGCGCAGAACACAGUAACCCCCAUCGGAGUCUCACAAUGUGCUGAAAAGUCAUUCGCCAUGGUUAUGAGCUCCAUCAAGUCUUCUCCAUCGAAGAAACAGAAGAGCGGAGGGGGAGCAUUCUCCUCAACCUGCAACGCAGCUGCUGAAAUAUUCAAGAUUGCAGCCAUCAUGAAUGGACUGGUGCUCAUUGGCGUGGCUUUGGGCUUUAUUCUUCUGCGAGUGGAGGCAAGUGUGGAAGAAUCGGAAUAGGAAACAUAGCAAAAAAGAAAUCUUUGCGUUGUGUCUAGAUUUUUGUGCUUUAUAUUUCAGUAAGUAAAUUCGGAUGAACUGUAUUGGAAUAUGAAGAUUUAUGCUACUUGAUUGAUUUGGAUCAGUAAAAGAGAUGCCUUUAUACUUUUUAUAA
Phalaenopsis equestris is the source of this 737-nucleotide messenger RNA. RefSeq lists its product as uncharacterized. NCBI's taxonomy places the organism in Eukaryota, Viridiplantae, Streptophyta, Magnoliopsida, Asparagales, Orchidaceae. The transcript has 2 exons. The record is from RefSeq and is a predicted model, not a curated record. Gene Ontology annotation, cellular component: cytochrome b6f complex. Bases 5 to 583 code for a protein of 192 amino acids.